AUGGCACACUUAUCUACUCUUUCUGCCCUUAACGCACCAGUUUGCAGUUCAUCUUCGAUUCCACGGCCACUUUCUCGAAGCCACCUCCGGCAGCACGAUAAAGAUGUCACAGUGUUGCUGAUGAAGCCCAAGGCAUCGCGACCGGCAUCUCCUGAGCGGACGUUUCUGUGUCAAGACAAAAACUAUCCGCGCAUACGAUCAAGGUCACUCCAACCAAUUCAAAAGGCCUAUGCGGUCUCAACGUCAUCUGUCCACUGGCGAGGCGACGAGCAAGCACUGUUCAUGCUAGACCCUGCGGCCAAGUACAACAUCCGGGACUACCUACUUGAGCAAUGCAAAGCGCGGAAAGAAACAAGCAAUGAGCUGAAAAAGUUCACAGGCACGAAAGUCGUGUUCGUCCUUCAGUUCAGCGAUGAGGAUGGAGAACAAGAGGCACUGUGCGUACCAACCACCCGAGCGACACUUCAUGGCAUAUACAGCAUCCGCGAUGAUCAUCCCACAAUCACUCAGUCCAAUUCACCUCCGAUGUUCUCAGAAAUCAUGCAGACUGAGGCUCCGCGAAAGCUUCGUAGAAGCAGUGGUACUACAUCUUUCACUCGCCUGAUGGCGAGCACGAACGAGGUAGGCUUCCCACUGACAGACCACGAACUCGAUUCCGAUUCAGAUGUGGAAGACGACCAUGGAGUCACACCUCCACCAUACAAAACCGCACUCGACGCCAUCACUGAAGACGAUGAGGCCUCCGAACCCGACACCGGCUUCGUCAACGUCGUCAACCUUGGAGCACCAGAGUACUGCCGCGACCCCGACUCAACCCAGCACCCUGAGUGCCACGGCCGCUACAAGACCGACUCGUAUGCCCACAACAGAUUCGAUGCAAAGCUGGACUUCCAGGAGCGCUUCGUCGCCGCACACACCGGUCGUGACAGCGCUGCGUAUUACCGCAACUGGCGCACCCUCAAGCUGGACCAUGGCGAGACAUUAGUGCACGGCCAGUCCUCGCUGCGCAAUCCUAUUGCUACUCCUGAAGAGGAUGUAGAGCACGAUGAUCUGGACAAUUCAACAGAGCUGCUGCUUCGCCUCAUCGCUGAGAAGUAUGGACCGCUUACCCUUCAGGGCCAGAAGAGCAAGCCAGCAGAGCCGGGAGCGGAGUGCUCGGAGGAGUGCAGCUUCAAGGUCGACAAGUAUCUCGAUCAGGACUCUGAGGACGAUCUGCGGCUUUCGGACCAGGAGCUUGCAGACGAGAAUGAAGAGCUUGGCUCUGAGCCUAGCACCUUGUUCGAUGGAGUUGCUGACUUCAGCGAUGCUGAUGCUUCCACGCCGGCGAAAUCGGAAAGCCGCAACGCACCUGUCAUGACCGAGGAGGAACUCGAGAGUAUCAUCAAUACUCCUCAUGAGGACUUCGUCAACGGUUACGUGCAGCGGUAUGAGGCGAUGAGUAAGAAGGCUGCUCGUGCAAAGCUGGCUCGCGAAGAGGGGAUUCAAUCUUCCGUUGCUUCAGGAGCUGUUGGAGAGGUAGCUGAUGAAGCUCUCGUCGUGUCACUCGAUACUACGGUAGAGCAGACGGGCACUAUGAUAGAGCAGACCGAGACUGUGGCGGAGCAGAUGAUCUCGCUCCCAGAGUUUUUGGUGACUGCCGCAACACCGGCAUCGACUCCCACCAUGAAAGCUGCACCUUCGGUUUCUCCAGUUGCCGUUGAUCACGAGGUCAAUGCCCAGUACGCCAACGAGACUCUUUCAGUGUCUUUAGACCUAAAAUCUGAGACGAUCGAGUCACCGCGCUCUUGCAGCAUCACUGGCCCAGUGCCUACUCUUGUGUCCGACGAGAUAGCCGUAAUCGCCAGCAACGAAGUAGCACCUCUCGAGGGAUCUGUACGACCAGAUAGUGCAUCAAGCUCGUACUCAUCCCUUCCCGCUUCUGUGUUCUCGAGGCGAGCUUCUAUCACGACAAGACCGUCCAAUGAGAGCUUCUGGUCCGAUAAUCUGCGUCUAGUCGACACGCUGGAUCUUCAGGUUGACGUCAAGCUAGCUCCUACAAUUGUCUCGCAUCACGAGCGCUCUGUGAGCAUGCCGGUUAUGUCUCUUUCCGCAUCAGACACGUACGAGAUAUCGACAAAUGUUUCAGAGUCGAACCACGGCGCCUAUGCGCGGUCUAUAUAUGUUGGGUCGAGCACGCCUGUUCGCACAACUUCCGUUGCAAAUAAGUAUUUGACUCCGAUCAUCGAGGUCCAAACUCCGCUGUCAUCAUACCCAAUGCCACCAGCGAAGAUGCAUCCCAGAAAUGUCAUGGACGAUCCAUAUGAGGACUUUCCAACAAAAUUCAACUACCAACAGCCCGAUUUCCACAUCCCACCUCGGGCUCCGCGUCCAUCGCGAGACGAUCCACUUCAGUUUAUCCCGACCUCAGUGUUCACUGACAGCUCGUCAUACACAAACCGUCGAGAGCGCGGCGACAAGUUGGCAAGCAUCAAGCACCAAGCCCAGGCUGUUGCUAGCGCGACAAAGUGUGCCACGCGCCGUGUCUUGCGCUCGAUGAAGAAGGUGUGUGCUACGGCUCGGUCCCUUGUGCCAGUAACCCUCCGUUCGCGCCAUCCUUACGAGCCUUAUGCGCAUGGUUGA
Molecule: messenger RNA, 2619 nt
Organism: Didymella exigua CBS 183.55
Lineage: Eukaryota; Fungi; Ascomycota; Dothideomycetes; Pleosporales; Didymellaceae
Exons: 2
Coding region: 1-2619 (872 amino acids)
Source: RefSeq, a predicted model, not a curated record